Pyricularia grisea is the source of this 1458-nucleotide messenger RNA. RefSeq lists its product as uncharacterized. Lineage: Eukaryota; Fungi; Ascomycota; Sordariomycetes; Magnaporthales; Pyriculariaceae. The transcript has a single exon. Gene Ontology annotation, molecular function: cysteine synthase activity. The coding region runs from base 1 to 1458 and encodes 485 amino acids. The record is from RefSeq and is a predicted model, not a curated record. Gene Ontology annotation, cellular component: cytoplasm.
AUGCCAAUAUCAGACCAUCCCAAGGCAUACGGCUCAGCCGCCCUGACGGCUGCCUUCGCCGUUGGUAUUGCCGUAACCCUAGGCUUCCAAGAUUUUUAUCCUUACUGGGAGCGACGGUACAGUCGACGGAAAAGAGGAGGCGACGUGACAAGCUACGGCGAUGGGUUCAACGAUUCUCAGACCCAGGCGACCCUCUUGGAGAGACAGCACGCCGCCAGAAAGCGCCGGUCUGCACGUCUAUCAAGUAUUGGUGCCGGUCCGGUGCUGCUACAGGACCACGAGUCAGACCCAGGUGACACCCCGGCUCCGUCGCAACCAGACAUCCGCGAUGGCAUCGAGGCCUGCAUUGGCAACACGCCAAUGAUCAAGAUUCGAUCCCUCUCCGAGGCCACGGGCUGCACCAUCCUAGCCAAGGCAGAGUUCCUCAACGGCGCCGGCGGCAGCCCCAAGGACCGCGUGGCUCUCAACAUGAUCCUGACGGCCGAGGAGACCGGGCACCUGGUCCCAGGCCGCGGUGACACCAUCUACGAGGGCACCGUGGGAAGCACAGGCAUCAGCCUGGCAAUGCUGGCGCGCGCCCGCGGCUACCGCUGCCACAUCUGCAUGCCCGACGACGUGGCCCGCGAAAAGUCGGACCUGCUGCUGCACCUGGGCGCCACCGUUGAGCGCGUUCCCGUCGCCCCCAUCACCGACAAGCGCCACUUUGUUAACCUGGCCAGGGCCCGCGCCGAAGCCCACACGGCCGCCGCCGACGAUGAUAGCGUCGGCUUCUUCGCCGGCCAGUUUGAGAACCCCGCCAACUGGCAGGCGCACUGGAACACGACCGGACCCGAGAUUGUCGAGCAGACGGGCGGCCGCGUCGACGCCUUUGUGGCCGGCGCCGGCACCGGCGGCACCAUCGCCGGCGUCGCCGUGUUCCUCAAGGAGGAGGCCCGCAUGCACGCGACCCGCGUGGUGCUGGCGGACCCGCAGGGCAGCGGGCUGUACAACAAAGUGCUCAACGGCGUCAUGUACUCGCCGUCGGAGCGCGAGGGAACGCGGCGGCGGCAGCAGGUCGACUCGGUCGUCGAGGGUAUAGGACUGAAGUGGGUGACGGGCAACUUUGAGCGCGGGAGGGAGCUGGUGGACGACGCGGUGCGCAUCACCGACGAGCAGGCCUGCGCCAUGGCCAGGUGGCUGGUCGAGCACGACGGCAUCUUUGCCGGCAGCAGCAGCGCCGUCAACUGUGCCGCCGCCGUCGUCACGGCCAUGCGCAUGCCCAGGGGUAGCCAGGUCGUCACCAUCCUCUGCGACUCUGGCUCGAGGCACCUCAGCCGCUUCUAUAAGCAGAUUGCCGAUAGGGGGCUCGAGGGCGACGUGCGCAAGGAGGGCGACGAGGGCGGUGCGAAGCCGAGCAGCCCGGAGGAUUUACUCACUUUGCUUGGCUUGAAGCCUCGAGACGAUACACAUCAACUCUGA